Molecule: messenger RNA, 1665 nt
Organism: Fusarium odoratissimum NRRL 54006
Lineage: Eukaryota; Fungi; Ascomycota; Sordariomycetes; Hypocreales; Nectriaceae
Product: phospho-2-dehydro-3-deoxyheptonate aldolase, phenylalanine-inhibited
Exons: 3
Coding region: 564-1370 (268 amino acids)
Biological process (GO): aromatic amino acid biosynthetic process
Cellular component (GO): cytoplasm
Molecular function (GO): 3-deoxy-7-phosphoheptulonate synthase activity
Source: RefSeq, a predicted model, not a curated record
AUUUAUUUGGCCCUUGUUGAGACGACUUUUUUUAUGUUAUUCUUUCCUUUUCCACACUCGACUCCUAUCAUCAUAUUCCUCCUUCUGUGGUACUCUCAGAUUCGCGCAAUUGAAUCUCUCUCUUCUCUUUACACCCCACUCUGACUUGUAUCCCCUCUAACCCCACCAUCGCCGUCACCAUGUCUUCUUUCUUCAUUCCCAACAAGAAUGUUGGCAAUCAAGCCGACUCGGAAGAUUGGAGAAGUAAGCAAACAUCUGCCAUAAGCUCUGGCUUACAAAAUUUGUCCCUCCAACAGAUGUGUUAAUUCUUCUUAGUUCGCGGUUACAACCCUCUGACUCCCCCCGAUCUCCUUCAACACGAAAUCUCCCAAACCCCCGAGUCCAAGAAGACCGUUCUACAAGGCCGUAAUGAGACUGUGGCCAUUGUUAACGGCACUGACGAGAAGAACCGAUUGCUUGUCGUCAUUGGUCCUUGUUCCAUCCACGACCCUGCUGCCGCCCUGGCCUACUGCGACCUCCUCUUGAAGGAGAAGGAGAAGCACAAGGACGAGCUUCUCAUCGUCAUGCGAUCUUACCUAGAGAAGCCCCGCACAACUGUUGGCUGGAAGGGUCUGAUCAACGACCCUGAUAUUGAUGGUAGCUUCCAGAUCAACAAGGGUCUGCGAAUCUCUCGCCAACUCUUUGUCGACCUUACUGCCAAGGGUAUGCCCAUUGCCAGUGAAAUGCUGGACACUAUCUCUCCCCAGUUCCUCGCCGAUCUGCUCUCAGUGGGUGCCAUUGGCGCCCGUACAACCGAGAGCCAGCUUCACCGUGAGCUUGCCAGUGGUCUGAGUUUCCCUGUGGGCUUCAAGAACGGAACUGAUGGUUCUUUGAACGUCGCCAUUGAUGCCAUUGGUGCAGCCCAGCACCCCCACCACUUCCUCUCCGUUACCAAGCCUGGCGUUGUCGCCAUUGUUGGUACCGAGGGCAACAAUGAUUGCUUCGUCAUCCUUCGCGGUGGCUCGAAGGGUACCAACUUCGAUGCUGAGAGCAUUGCCGCUGCUAAGGAGGCACUCAAGAAGAAGGGCGUGCGACAGCGAGUUAUGGUCGACUGCAGUCACGGUAACUCUUCUAAAGACCACAAGAACCAGCCCAAGGUUGCUGCCGAUAUUGCCGGCCAGAUCUCCAAGGGAGAGGAGGGUAUCAUGGGAGUCAUGAUUGAGAGUAACAUCAAUGAGGGUAACCAAAAGGUUCCCCCUGAGGGCAAGUCGGGACUCAAGUAUGGUGUAAGCAUCACCGAUGCUUGUAUCAGCUGGGAAGACACUGUCUCGACACUCGAUACUCUUGCGCAGGCCGUGAAGGCCCGCCGAGAACUCUCAAACGGAGCCUAAAGUCUGAUUUCUACCACAUCAUGGGCAUGUAAUACGUUUAGCGCUCGAUCCAAAACAAAUUUUCUUGGGAUUGGGGUUGCAUAUUGUUGCAAAAGCUCGCAUAUUUGAUUCAAGGCUUGGAGUUUAAUGGAUUCUUGAUUCAAAGGAUAGAUAAAAAAGCAUAAGGCAAAAGGGCGAAAUCUGGAAAGCAACAGACAAUAAGAAGAUAUGAGAUUAUUUAACAUGAAAUAGCUGGGAUUUCAUUGCGUAAAUCAGACAUUUCCUUACUGGAGCGUAUCACAUACUGUCCCUGGCA